AUGAACGGCCACGACCAUCACAGACGCAAAGAAGACGACGAGAUGGAUGGAGAGAGGGAGUUGCUCUCCCAUCAGGUCCUAUCGGAUACCUCAUCCGAUGCUGAGUCUCUCGAGUCUGACGAUGGAGCCACUGAGGCAGACUAUCAGCGCCCUUGGGCUGACGAGCCUCCAGAUGAUGACGACCCCGACGACCAUGACUAUGACGACCAUGAUGACCAUGACAACGAUGAUGAUGCGACGCGUGUCACCAAGACCAGGACAUGUGCCCGCAAGAGAUCCAUCCCCAACGCGUCGGACAACGGAACUGGCUCCAAGAGGAGCAAAGCCGACAAGAAGUCGCGGCCCGCUCAAAGGGACUGCGCCCGACGAAAAAUAUUCUCCAAAGUGCACGCGCUGUCUUGCCAAUGCGAGAACUGGUUGUCCAGAUGUGUGUCAAUGUCGCUGCUCCGCACCGAAUCACUGCUAACUUCAAAGCUUGUUCCUGCCCUUCGAUCAUGUGGCCAUGAACUGGCCACGGCCUACGAGAACUACCACUUCCACGAUGGUAGUAGCAAGAACAAGAGGCUGUUGAUCAAGAUGGCCCGCAAGUUUUCCGCAAAGGCGAAAGAGCUCGGCCUGAACGCCGAGUCAACCAGCCUCAAGCCUACACGGGCAAAAACCAUGAGGGCUAGCGAUCUCUCAUCAGCCAAGAAGACCACGACACCAUCAACUUCAACUUCGGCCACGGCGAAGCCCACUCCUGUCUCGACCACCACAAACCCCCUUCCGUCGUACGUGGAAUCGACAACAGCUGGGGCAGCCUCACUCAGGCAGUCUGCGAAGUCUGUUGACCGUGUCUUGGUUAGGCUGACCGCACUCGAGGCGAAUUUCUCUACCCUCAAAGCAGAGUUUGUCACUCGCAUGGCAAGGCUCGAGACUCGGGUUGACGAGCUCAUCACUGCGACCAGCACGAUUCACCAUGGCAUGAGGGAGCAGUCCCGGACCACCCAGGAUCACCUCGCAGUGCGAACCGCUCGCUCGGACACUCGACGCACCCAGUAUGACCAGCAGCAAGCCGAGCCGACCCCCGUACAGCCUUCUCGCCCCAGAGGUUGGGAGUACCAGAGUAUAUUACCGCGCCGAUAUCGAGACUUCCCUGCUCAAUCUCGCGCCGCCCCGGCUAACACUGGAGGAUGGAGACCGUCAGAGCUGGUUGGCAUCAACUCCAAAGGUCUAUGCGAGAGCGUGCGGGGCGCAUCUGUGGAUAUCUUGCACUUCGAGUAA
This is a messenger RNA of Microdochium trichocladiopsis, 1263 nucleotides long. RefSeq lists its product as uncharacterized. The transcript is spliced from 5 exons. Bases 1 to 1263 code for a protein of 420 amino acids. NCBI's taxonomy places the organism in Eukaryota, Fungi, Ascomycota, Sordariomycetes, Xylariales, Microdochiaceae. The record is from RefSeq and is a predicted model, not a curated record.